AUAUUGCUGGCAAUGUUAUGUCCAGGACACUGAUGGGUGGACGAGCUGAGCGCAAUGAAUACUUGCUUCUUCAUGCAUUUUAUGAAAAAGAUUUUAUUGUGCCUGAUAAACAGCUGUUUAAAAAGCAGAAGCAUUUGGAAGAAGAUGAAGAUUUGGAAAAUGAUCAGAAUAAAUCAAAGAUAGGACGAAAAAAGGCAGCAUAUUCUGGAGGUUUAGUUUUGGAACCAAAAGUUGGUUUUUAUGACAAGUUCAUUUUGCUUCUUGACUUCAAUAGUUUAUACCCUUCAAUUAUCCAAGAGUUUAACAUCUGUUUUACAACAGUUCACAGAAUGUCGUUCAGUGUGCACAAAAAGACAGAGGAUGGUGAACAAGAAGAAAUUCCCGAAUUACCUGAUUCAUCUCUAGAAAUGGGAGUCUUGCCUAAAGAGAUUAAGAAGCUUGUUGAGCGAAGGCGUCAAGUGAAACAGCUGAUGAAACAACCAGGCUUACAUCCUGACCUUUGCUUACAGUAUGAUAUCAGGCAGAAGGCUCUGAAGCUUACAGCUAAUAGUAUGUAUGGAUGCCUGGGAUUUUCCUACAGUAGAUUUUAUGCAAAACCCCUUGCUGCUUUGGUGACUUUCAAAGGUAGAGAGAUCUUAAUGCAUACUAAGGAGUUGGUACAAAAGAUGAAUCUGGAAGUGAUUUAUGGCGACACAGAUUCCAUCAUGAUAAAUACAAACCUCACCAAACUGGAAGAAGUAUUUAAACUGGGAAACAAGCAAACAUAUUUAAAAGUAGCUGAAGCUAAAGAAUCUGACUUUUCCCUGGCAAUAUAUCUGCAAAGCAUGCAUAUUCAAAUAACUGCUGUGAAGAUUCCUUUAUGGAAGACUUUCACAAGUUCUUAUUUCUCUUCAUCUUCCCAAUGCAAGGGGGAAAAUCAAAAUGUUUCCACCUGA
This is a messenger RNA of Protobothrops mucrosquamatus (brown spotted pit viper), 935 nucleotides long. Its product is annotated as DNA polymerase alpha catalytic subunit. Gene Ontology annotation, biological process: lagging strand elongation; leading strand elongation; mitotic DNA replication initiation. The transcript has 9 exons. Bases 18 to 935 code for a protein of 305 amino acids. NCBI's taxonomy places the organism in Eukaryota, Metazoa, Chordata, Lepidosauria, Squamata, Viperidae. The record is from RefSeq and is a predicted model, not a curated record. Gene Ontology annotation, cellular component: alpha DNA polymerase:primase complex. Gene Ontology annotation, molecular function: purine nucleotide binding; DNA-directed DNA polymerase activity; single-stranded DNA binding.